This is a messenger RNA of Hyla sarda, 996 nucleotides long. RefSeq lists its product as uncharacterized. The transcript has 2 exons. The record is from RefSeq and is a predicted model, not a curated record. NCBI's taxonomy places the organism in Eukaryota, Metazoa, Chordata, Amphibia, Anura, Hylidae. Bases 111 to 842 code for a protein of 243 amino acids.
CUGGAGAUGGCUGCCUGAGUGCUGAGCUCCGUGGAACCACAGCUACUGAAGCGACCUGUGACCGCACAACAGUGAUUUUUCCAGCUGAAAACACCCCACCGACGGGCACAAUGUCCUACAGAUACAGAAAGAGGAAGAAACCCGGCGUUAGGCUGCGCAAUCUUACAGAUUUCUACUCUGGUCCCGGAGCUCCGGGCUUCCAAGAUGGCGCUGGUUCAUCCUCUCCAGCGCGCUCUGAGGCUGCUGCUCCUAGAACAGCGCAGUGGGACGACGUUCUGCAGGAACAGAGAAGGAGAUCAUCUGCACCAGCUUCUUCCAGUGGCUCCCCGCGGGAGACAUCCUUUACAGCUGCAGCUUUACAGCGACUCUCCCCAGGAGAGGGAGAAGGGGACCGCCGCUUCUCAUCCCACUCUGCUCCUGCUUCCCCUCUGAGUGGCAGCCCGCUGAAGCAACGGCAGAAACUCCAGGAGGACACUGCAGCUGUUACGGAGGACGGGGUAAAAGACCAGUUGAUGACAGCGGCCAGGAAGCUUCCACCUUUGCAAGGGGAUUUUGUCAAGAUCACCCUGUAUACGGAUGUGUCCGCAGCUACCUUGCAACAAAGGCGGGCAUUCCAACCGAUUACCUCAGUGCUGAGAGAACAUAAAAUCUUAUACCGUUGGGGAUUCCCGGUACGUUUAUUGGUGCAAAGGGACAAUGCUCUACAUGUGAUCCGAUCGGUGGAGGAGGGGAAUAAUUUCCUAGCUAAAUGGAAACUCGCUAGCAACCAAGUCUCUGCUAAUCCGCGUUCCCAACCGUCGCGAGUUACAUCUGAAUGGCAAGUCGUUGGCUCGGUGAAAUGAGGUCACCAUAUUGCAAUUCCACGGACUUCCGUGCUCUCUUCAGGUUCCAGUACAAGUAAACUAUGCUUCCUACCCCACAUAUAUCUGCUCGUGUUAGCAGGAUAAUUUUUUCUUGUUUUCAUCUAAAUUCUUUUUGGAUCGUUGUGUUUUGUUU